UGUCACUGACCGUUCACAUAAGGCUGUUGGACUUCAGUAGAGCACUUCUAGAAAAACAGAAGAUAACAAAGCUGUAUACUUCAUGAGAUCAUGACAAAAUUAAAUAAGCAUACUUAUAUUUGCCUGUGCAUACUAAUAACACUUAGUCCAGUGCAUCCGAAUGACCGCCAUCAAGCAACUGAUAAAGACGACUUGUGCAGUGAAUGUACCUGGAGACAGAAUAGCAAGCCUUCAAGGUUAGAGGCUAUAAAAUUGCAGAUCCUUAGCAAACUUCGAAUGGAGAAGCCACCUGAUAUCAGCAAGGAAGCUAUAAAGCAAAUUUUGCCAAGAGCUCCACCAUUACAAGAUUUAAUAGAUAGGUAUGAUGUCCAAAGAGACGAAAGUAGCGACGGGUCUCUUGAAGAUGAUGAUUACCAUGCCACGACUGAAACUGUUAUCAUCAUGCCUACAGAGCCUGAUUUUCUUAUUGAAAUGACAGAGAAACCAAAAUGCUGCUAUUUCAAAUUUAGCUCCAAAAUUCAAAUAAAUAAAAUAGCGAAGGCACAACUCUGGGUGCAUCUUAAACCUGUCCAGAAACCUACAACAGUUGUUGUACAGAUCUUGAGACUUAUUAAGCCUUUGAAAGAUGGUACAAGACACACAGGAAUCCGAGCUCUAAAACUUGAAAUGAAUCCAGGUUCUGGAACUUGGCAGAGCAUUGAUGUGAAAACUGUGCUGCAAAACUGGCUGAGGCAACCUGAAUCUAAUCUAGGCAUUGAAAUCAAAGCAACUGAUGGAAAUGGACAGGAUUUUGCAGUAACCCACAAUGAAGAUGGAUUGAUUCCGUUCAUGGAAAUCAAGAUAACAGACACACCAAAAAGAUACAAAAGAGACUCCUGCCUUGAUUGCGAUGAGUUCUCAACUGAAACAAUGUGCUGUCGUUACCCAUUAACUGUAGAUUUCGAAGCUAUUGGAUGGGAUUGGGUUAUUGCCCCCAAAAAAUAUAAAGCCAACUACUGCUCAGGAGAAUGUCAACUUCAGUUUCUGCAAAAGCUCCCCCACACCCACGUUGUUCAACAAGCUAACCCUAAAGGCACUUUUGGUCCAUGUUGUUCCCCAACUAAAAUGUCUUCUAUUAACAUGCUAUAUUUCAAUGAUGAAUCAGAAGUUAUACAAGGAAAUAUUCCUGGCAUGGUGGUAGAUCGCUGUGGGUGUGUAUAACCCAUUCUCUGUCAUAUCAAUUUCUGUAUUCAGUGCAACUGUUUAAAAGGUCAAAC
Molecule: messenger RNA, 1256 nt
Organism: Spea bombifrons (plains spadefoot toad)
Lineage: Eukaryota; Metazoa; Chordata; Amphibia; Anura; Pelobatidae
Product: growth/differentiation factor 8-like
Exons: 3
Coding region: 91-1200 (369 amino acids)
Biological process (GO): SMAD protein signal transduction
Cellular component (GO): extracellular region
Molecular function (GO): cytokine activity; growth factor activity
Source: RefSeq, a predicted model, not a curated record